Molecule: messenger RNA, 1229 nt
Organism: Mugil cephalus (flathead mullet)
Lineage: Eukaryota; Metazoa; Chordata; Actinopteri; Mugiliformes; Mugilidae
Product: protein ALTERED PHOSPHATE STARVATION RESPONSE 1-like
Exons: 3
Coding region: 123-434 (103 amino acids)
Source: RefSeq, a predicted model, not a curated record
GGAGGGAACAUCUUGACGGUAGGGUACAUGAGUUUGAUAUUUCGUGCCUUAUUAAGCCGUUUAUAUGCACCGCGGCGUUCAGCUGGCUCCAGCCAUCCGGGGAUUUGAAUUCCAGUUGCGAGAUGAAGGUUUUUCUUGUAUUGGUUUUCGUCUUGGUCAAUUUCUCUGUAGCACACCAUCAUCAUCAUCAUGGCCGUCUCUCUGACAGCGAUGAGGUAAGAACGAACUGUUAUCACUUCAGCAGCGAGUCUGACAGUGAUGAGAGACAUCAUCGACCCAAACCUCACGGGCCUUUAUUCCCUAUCUGGCCUCUGUUUCCUGGUCUUUGGCCGAGACCACCUCCUCCACCUCAAACGGCAGCAACCACAACUACAACCACGAAGACAACAACAACAAUAGCUACCACCACUAGGCCACGAGGAGACAACGACUGAUCUGAGAUCAAGACGAGCAGCUCUGAGGAGCGCGCUCCAAUGACGCGACGAAGAAAUGUAUGCUGCACUUUGAUACACUUAGUCGAUUGUGUGUUCAUUUUUGUGCUGAAGCUGCAGGUCAAUCAGAUUUUAUUGGCUUUUAUAAAAAAUAUUUGUGUAGGACUUUGCAUAUUUUCACGUUCAGUAUUGGUUUUUGGAGACGUUCCAUUUUCCCAUGUGUGUUUUAUCGACUCCACUCCCUUUAAUCAGGGCGACCGCAGCUAUGUAAAACAUAUGUGUUAUGAUUCGGUGUGUGAAAAAUUGUGCACUUAGUCAGCAUUUUGUCAGAGGUCGAUCUUGCAGACACCAGCGGGAGGGUGCUGAUGACGCGCCUGUGUAAUAUCCACUCUGUGGGCUCAUGCAUCACCAUCUGUGGAUCAGCACAGCUUAGGAAAGGGAUGAGACCUAAGCUGGUAAUACCAGACAACGUGCUUUACCACUGAAAUCUGCAGUGCUGUAUUAUUUUAUCAUUAUUAUUUUAUCUUGACUCACUCAUCUUGACCAGUAGUUUUAAUUCGUUGCACUGCACUGCUGUCACUCUGAUAUAUAUACAGAGUUUUUUUUUAUUCAUGUAGCCUACAGUAUCAUUGAUGGAGUUUGCUGAAACAGUGAAUGUAAUUGAAUUUCCACAUUCUUAAUAAUAUACUGUAAGUAAAUUUUCCUUUUAAAAAACUAUUUAAAUGCACUGAAUGAGGACUUUUACAUGUUUUAAAAUUUGAUUUUGGUUUUAAAAAAAUAAAGUUUGAUUCAACUGAA